UAAAGUUUAAUUAAUUGAUAUCAUUUUGUUUUUAAUAAUAGUUAAUUUUUUUGUGAUACAAAAGUGCAAUAGUAUUUUAAUGUUCUUAUUUUUUUUCUGAUAAUGAGUUGUUUUGUGGCCAGGAUUAAAAUGGCCAUUUAUUGUCCAUUGAACUUUAUUCAAAUACUUCUCAUUUAUAAUCUGUUAAUGGUUUGCAAAGGGCAUGCCAACUCAGAAUCCAAUGAUACUGUUUAUGAAACUGAACAAUUUUCCCCAAGGAAUAUAGGGGGCUGGUUAUUUGAAAAGGGCCGACUCGGACCGACUUUAUGAAAUAUUUCUGAAGUACGCCACCGUCGAAAAAAAUGGAGAGCAACACAUCACAAGCGAGGACUUCGUGCGAAAGUUCCUGGGAUUGUUUACUGAAGAUGACUUCAACAAGGAAUCCGUCCAGCUCAUCGCCGGCAUCGUGGACAUGGACAAGGACGGGUAUAUAUCCUUCUCAGAGUUCCAAGCUUUCGAGGGCCUGCUGUGUGUCCCGGACGCACUGUACAAGACCGCCUUUCAACUGUUUGACACAAAUGGCAAUGGGCUCGUUGCUUUUGACGAGUUCGCGGAGGUCAUGCGUAAGACGGUCCUCCACAAGAAAUUACCAUUCAACAUGGAGAGUACUUUCGUGCGGCUCUACUUUGGCAAGGAUAAGAAGCGGUUGGUAACAUACCAGGAGUUCAGCCAGUUCCUCCACGACUUCCACGAGGAGUACGGUGUGGAGGCGUUCAAAAAGUGUGACAAGGAUGGCACCGGUUUUAUCAGUGCCGGCGACUUUAGGAAUAUUAUGUUGACUAUAAAGAGCCAUCUAUUGACUAAGGAUUUAAAACAAAAGGUUAUAAAUGCAUCUGGGUUCCCGCAAGGCGAGCGAAAAAUCAGUUUUCCAUACUAUAUGGCCUUUAAUUCAUUAUUAAAUAACAUGGAACUGAUUAAACGUGUGUAUCUGAACGCGACUAAUGGCCACAGAACGCAAGAAGUCACCAAGGAGGAAUUUCUACAUUCAGCCCAAAUGAUGAGUCAAAUCACACCGCUGGAGGUUGAAAUACUCUUCACCCUGUGCGACAUGAUUCAUCAUACGAACAAUCGAAUCAUAUACAAUGAUCUCAACUCGAUCACGCCCGAACAAUACUUCAAGCAGGUCACACGAAGAGUCGCCGAAAUCAGGGCGGUCUCGAGUCCAGAGGAGCGUAGUUUUCUUAUACAAAUAUUGGAGAAUACAUAUAGGUUUACCCUUGGUUCUGUUGCCGGUGCUGUGGGUGCAUCAGCCGUGUACCCCAUCGACUUAGUGAAAACAAGAAUGCAAAACCAACGCACCGGCUCCUUCGUCGGCGAGGUGGCGUACCGGAACUCUCUGGAUUGUUUCCGGAAGGUCAUCCGUCACGAAGGUUUAUUCGGCCUUUACAGAGGCCUUGUUCCUCAGCUGAUUGGAGUGGCUCCAGAAAAGGCUAUCAAACUUACGGUCAAUGACUUUGUCCGUGACAAAUUGAUGGACCAGAAGGGGAAUAUUCCGUUGUACGCCGAAAUACUUGCUGGCGGGUGUGCGGGUGCUUCCCAAGUAGUAUUCACGAAUCCCCUGGAGAUAGUGAAGAUCCGUCUCCAAGUGGCUGGCGAGAUCGCGAGCGGCAGCAAGGUCCGCGCGUGGAACGUCGUCAAGGACCUCGGCCUCUUCGGACUGUACAAGGGCGCGAAGGCCUGCCUCCUGAGAGACGUCCCCUUCAGUGCCAUAUACUUCCCGGCUUAUGCUCAUGUUAAGGCAAAGUUUGCAGACGAAAAUGGUUACAACCAUCCACUGACGUUAUUAGCGGCCGGUGCCAUCGCCGGUAUCCCCGCCGCGUCGCUCGUCACCCCCGCUGACGUCAUCAAGACGCGACUACAGGUGGUAGCGCGGUCAGGUCAAACGACCUACAAUGGCGUAUUCGACGCUGCUAGGAAAAUUUACGCGGAAGAAGGCGCCAGAGCCUUCUGGAAGGGCGCGUUAGCGCGCGUGUUCCGCUCCUCGCCUCAGUUCGGCGUAACGUUGGUCACGUAUGAAAUUUUACAGCGUUUGUUCUACGUCGACUUUGGUGGAUCCCGGCCCACGGGCUCAGAGUUGCACGUGGCGACCUCUAUCGAAGAAACGAAGAAGAAACCAGACCACAUAGGCGGGUACGAAGUGGCCAUGCCAGUCCUCACCGGUUUGGAAACCAAAUUUGGCAUCUCUCUACCAAGAUUUUCAACGGCGAGAUCGCAGUAACUUAUUAUUCAUAAAAAUUAAUAAACUUCUAAUGAUUUUUGUGUUUUGUCUCUUUCUUGCAAAUGAAGUAUUAGACUUAAAAGAAAGAGACGGAACAUUUGUAUAGUAAAGAAGUUUAUUGGACGUUUGCCUUUUUAUGAAUAAUAUUAUUAGACUAAUUUCUACAGAAAUAUUAAAAGGAGGUAAUUUUGAUUGUUCAAUAAAAAAAUAAAAAUAUCUAAGAAAUUACACUAUACUCUAGUUUUUUGGCAUAUUUAAUAAAUUGACACUUUUAUUAUAAAAACUCAUAUCUGAAUAAAUAACAAAACUAGUAAAAAUAACAAACUAUCAAUAUAGUUUAUUUUGAGUUAUAAAAAUCUAUUUAGUAAACCAAUUUAGCAUUUUUUUUUAUUAAACAACUUUGUUAAAUAUGUCAAAUAAAUUACUAGAGAAUCAUGCAAGUAAGUACAAGCCAUGUGUCUCCAAAUGGUGUCUUAAUCGUUUUGAACAAUUCCCAGAAUUAUUGAAAUAUUUUUUUUUAUAUCCUCUUUUAUUAUAAUUUUAUAAUUAUUACUAAUUAUCUGAGCAAUAAAACUCUUGCGACAUUCUAAAUUCGGAGUGCUUUGAGCGAUUUAUUUCUGAUACAACAGAAAUUGUGGAUCAUUGGAUUAACAAUGACGUGUAGUUUAUAAGUGAUAUUUUUAUACACUGCCGCUUAGUUGUUUAACUGCAAUUCGAUACCUUUACGAUGGUACGAUUCAAGUAUCAAACUUGUGUUGCCUCAUAAUCGGUGAAUAUCGAUUAAGCCUUCUGACUGCGUUUUUUUUUUCACAACAAUAAAAUUACAUCGCUUUAACAACCAAUAGUAUUAUAGCCAUCUAGCGAGAUUUUGAUAAAUAAUAUCAAUCUACAAAAAAAAAAAAAUCGCGAGUCGUCAAUAAACAUAAAAAAGCGAGCAUGUCGAAAUCGCGGAAUGUCUAAAAUUAAACUAGUAAAUGCUACACGCGGAAAUCGCAGGAUGCCCGUACAGAGGGUUAGUCGAACUAUCGCUUGGAUUGAAGCAACAAAUGAAUUAAAUUGUCGAUUAAUCGGUAACAGUACCAACAUUUAUUAAUAUAUAAGUAUCAAUAAAAGUACACGAUAGUACUAUUGAUUUUAUUUUAUUGUUUAUAUUUUCCAAUAUUAUUUUGAAGCAAUUAUCGAUAUAAUCGGUACAAACGAUGGUUCUGUAUCGAAAAUAAACGAUUAUUCGAUUGUAUUCAGUUAAAUUGUUUAAAACUUUAUAUUGAUAAGACAAAAAAUGUUGAUGAUUGAAUUAUAUUCCAUUUAAUUAUUUUGAAAUUAAAUUUUUUUUAAUAAUAUAAUUAUUAUUGUUACGAUUAAAUACACAGUAUCGAUAUAAUUUAUACCGAUACAAUCGAUAGGGCAAACUGUAACUAUCGAUUUAUUAGGCAACACUGUUUAAAACCAUAUGUGAAAAUGGACAAAGGUGUAUGUGAUAUGUAUUGUAACGAAUUAUGUGUUCCGUUACAGUAUUAAUGUAUGAGUGAUUCUUUGUGUGGUUUGUUACUAUAGUGAAAUUGGGUAGGUUCGUAGGUUUAGGAAUGGACUUGAAAGACUAAAACUUGAAAUGCGUAUGACUUAGAACUUAGACUUGAAGAGACCAAAGUCGUAGGAUCCUCUCUGCUGAUGACCUUAAAUGUUGAACGAUCACACCUAACUUAUACAGGGUUGUCAUAAAGGAUAUACUAAGCAACCGAAACCCAGCUAGUGUUAAUGAAACUGAACGUUCUCCUCAAAAAUAAUAGUGUGAAAAUAGUAUUUCAUAUUUUUGACCUCUCAUACUAAACCGAUUAUGCAACAAAGUGACUUGUAUGAAAAUUCCAAAAAUUACAUGGGAAAGUUGAAUUUUUUGAAAUGAAUACUAUCACGGGCUUUAGCCUUGGUAUACCUUUUACAUCUAACCCUGUAUGUAUAAAUACUAACUUAUUGACAUUCUAUAAUUGAAUAUUGUACGCUGGCCCUUAAACAUUGUACCUACUUUAAAAUUAUUAAUAGACUGAUUUAAAAGUAAUUAUCAAGACUCCUGAAUUCAUAAAAUAUUGCUCUUUCGUAAUACCACUUGAAUCAUGAUAAAAAACUAAAAUUGAAAAGUGAACUGGAUCAUAAUACAUCUAGAUGGAGCAUCGUGUCGAAACACAUUCCAAAAAUAAACGGUCAGUCAACCGUAGGUUGACGCGGCGUUUUUCAUACCGAAUGUUCACCUAAAAUUUUAAGACUUAAUAUGAUGUAACAUAGCGAUGUUGCAAUCAUUAGCAUUCUUUGAAGAUAGUGCUCUACCAGUGAAACGGUUUUUUUUUCCAAUAUAGAUGUAAAAGCGACAAAGUAAUUACCUCCCAUAAUAAGAAGGGGGCUUUAAAAUUUUUUUUGUAGUUUUUUCAUCCAUAUGAUAUAUUUUUUUGAGAAAAUUAUUUAUGGUAUGAGAAAAUAUAAUAAAUAAAUAAAUGCUAAUAAUUUCGAUUUGACCCUGUGUAAUUAUAAAUAUUAGUAAAUAAAAUCACAGUUUGUAUAAUAAGAGUCCACAAUUCAGAAUAUACAUAUAAUAUUUCUUUUUGGACCAUAAGAUUAAUGCAAUCUUUCAAACAUUAGUUAAAAAGCUCGCAACUUUUAAUUAAAAGUUAGGCGCUUUUUGUCUAAGCGUUUUUCACGAGACGCUCUAUCUAGAUGUUAUUGAUCUACAAUUGUCUAAGCGGAGUAUAGCUAAAUAAUAACUAUUGUUAGUCAUUAUGUGUAUU
Messenger RNA from Galleria mellonella (greater wax moth), 5031 nucleotides. RefSeq names its product calcium-binding mitochondrial carrier protein Aralar1 (gene aralar1). The transcript is spliced from 14 exons. Gene Ontology annotation, biological process: aspartate transmembrane transport; L-glutamate transmembrane transport; malate-aspartate shuttle. Bases 452 to 2257 code for a protein of 601 amino acids. Gene Ontology annotation, molecular function: calcium ion binding; L-aspartate transmembrane transporter activity; L-glutamate transmembrane transporter activity. Lineage: Eukaryota; Metazoa; Arthropoda; Insecta; Lepidoptera; Pyralidae. The record is from RefSeq and is a predicted model, not a curated record.